AUGAAGUUCUUGUUGACGGGGCUGACCGCCCUUGCCGCUCUCUCCUCUUCCGCCAACGCCCUCUACUUCUAUCUCGAUGGCACAACACCCAAAUGCUUCUACGAGGAACUGCCUAAGGACACUUUAGUCGUUGGUCCCUACAAAGCAGAAGCUUUCAACUCCCAGACCCGCAGUUUCGCACCCUCCCCAGACCUGCAUAUCAGUGUCACGGUGGACGAGACAUUUGACAACGACCACCGUGUCGUAAACCAGAAGACCACCUCCUCCGAUAGACACUCCAAAUUUACCUUCUCCGCCGCAGAUGCCGGCGAUCACAGGAUAUGCUUCACACCGUCGGGGCCCGCGGCAGUCAGUGUUGGUGGCUGGUUCACUCAUGCUGGUGUGACAGGCGGAGGCGUUAAACUUUACAUCGAUAUGGCCAUUGGGGAGACCAGCAAGAUCCAGAGCGAGGACCAGGGCAAAAUCGACAACAUCGUGACCAAAGUCAAGGAGCUGAACGGCCGACUUGCCGACAUCAGGAGAGAACAGAUCUUCCAGCGGGAACGAGAAGCCGAGUUCCGCGACCAGAGCGAAACUACCAAUUCUAAGAUCGUGCGCUGGACGCUCAUUCAGUUGACCGUGCUGGGCGUGACAUGUGCAUGGCAACUGUCGCAUUUGCGAUCCUUCUUUAUCAAGCAGAAGUUGACAUAA
Molecule: messenger RNA, 690 nt
Organism: Cyphellophora europaea CBS 101466
Lineage: Eukaryota; Fungi; Ascomycota; Eurotiomycetes; Chaetothyriales; Cyphellophoraceae
Exons: 3
Coding region: 1-690 (229 amino acids)
Biological process (GO): endoplasmic reticulum to Golgi vesicle-mediated transport; intracellular protein transport; Golgi organization
Cellular component (GO): endoplasmic reticulum; Golgi apparatus; endoplasmic reticulum-Golgi intermediate compartment
Source: RefSeq, a predicted model, not a curated record